Molecule: messenger RNA, 2220 nt
Organism: Oryzias melastigma (Indian medaka)
Lineage: Eukaryota; Metazoa; Chordata; Actinopteri; Beloniformes; Adrianichthyidae
Gene: gfi1ab
Product: growth factor independent 1A transcription repressor b
Exons: 6
Coding region: 776-1918 (380 amino acids)
Cellular component (GO): nucleus
Source: RefSeq, a predicted model, not a curated record
CCUUCAGUUGGAGCUCAAGGCUGAUGUGACGUCACGAUUAGCAUCCUAAACCGUAUUCCUCGGGCCUCUGUGCGGGAGGGGCCCCUCGUCUGCCGGAUGUCUCAGCUGUUAUGGGUCUAAUCGAGUCAGGACACGCGCUCUUUGAUUUCCUGUCCCUCCUGAUAACCGCAAAGGAUCCCAAACUGCGCAAAGUGACACAUUUUUUUGCAGAUUUUUCUUUUUCAUGUAAUCCAUUUUAGAUGCGCAAUGGGUCCUCCACAUGUGCGCACAUCCAUCUGUUCAGUCUGGUUUCACUUCAUUUCACUUUUUACUAACACGUGUCAUUAGAGGUUCUCUGAGAACCCCUGGGGGGUGCUUCCUCUCCACGCUGAACCCCUCCCUCCUCCAAAGAUUGAGCAAGGCACCGAUAAAAGCCGCUGCUGCUGAUUGCCACCGGACACGAUCUGAAUUUGGGGGGUGCUUUUUAAUUUUAAUUUUAAAACAAAGCACCAGAACAUUUUGGAACACCUUUUCAUGUUGGGGUUCUGGGAUGAGACCCCCCACCGCCCCCUGAAUGAACGCUGCCGGAGGGGUCGGCUCUGUCUGACACCUGUUCGCGCGACACCUGGCAGGCAGGCAGGGGCUGACUGUCCGCUCUGCGCAUGCUCCGUCGCCAGGUUGCUGUCUCUUAAGGCGCUUGGGGAAGCCUCCUCUCUCCAUCAGUGGAGGUCGAAGCUUGGAGCGAGGCGCGGCGGCCGGGCGGCUUUCUCUCUCAGGAACUUUUCUGCGCACAGACAUGCCGCGCUCGUUUUUGGUUAAGAGUAAAAAGGCGCACAGCUACCACCAGCCCCGCAACUGCGAGGAUGACUACAGCAGGCUGGACACCAUUCUGGCGCAAAUAUGCGCAGAGGCUGAGACUCUCCCGGAGGAGGACGCCUGUGAGUCGGCGGACAGGUACGGCCUGUCCCCGGACUCCCACCGGAGCGGGCCGCCCAGCUUCUCCCCCACAUCCCCGCUGAGCUGCGCCAACAGUUUGUUCCGCUGCUCCCCGGAAUAUGAGGACCUGUGGAGGCCUCCGUCCCCCUCCGCGUCCCCGGCUGACUCGGACACAUCGCUGUCUCCGGUGGACGAGGCCCGGCCCUUCACCGUCCCCUUCCGGCCCUACACCUGGAGUAGCUACCCGGGCCCCUCGUUGAGGCCCCUGAUGCAGCAGAGCCUUCAUUCCAGCUUGGACCUGAACUGCCCCCCCUCGUCGUUGGGUCUAUUUAGGGACGAUGGCGCGCAUCCGGCUCUGUUUGCAGAGCGCGCUCUGGGAGAGGAGUCCUACUGCGACUACAGGAGGAACGCGGCUCUGCUGUUUCCUGAGGCGGGUCUGCGUCACGACAAGGCCCAGCCGGACCUGCUGGGCCCCAGCCUCCUCCUCAGCGGCGCAUAUAAGUGUGUGAAGUGCAGUAAGGUGUUUUCCACUCCACAUGGUUUGGAAGUCCACGUCCGCAGGUCCCACAGCGGCACUCGGCCUUUUGCGUGUGAAAUGUGCGGCAAAACGUUCGGUCACGCAGUCAGCCUGGAGCAGCAUAAAGCGGUGCACUCUCAGGAGAGAAGUUUUGACUGCAAAAUUUGCGGUAAAAGUUUUAAACGCUCCUCCACCCUCUCCACCCACCUGUUGAUCCACUCGGACACGCGGCCGUACCCGUGCCAGUACUGCGGCAAACGGUUUCAUCAGAAGUCUGACAUGAAGAAACACACUUUUAUCCACACAGGUGAGAAGCCACACAAAUGCCAGGUCUGUGGAAAAGCGUUCAGCCAGAGCUCCAACCUGAUUACGCACAGCAGAAAACACACGGGAUACAAGCCGUUCGGCUGCGACCUCUGCGGCAAAGGCUUCCAGAGGAAGGUGGAUCUGAGGAGACACAAGGAGACGCAACACGGACUGAAAUAAACGGCACCUGUCCCACGUCACACCAGUCCAUUUUUUACGAAGAAGAUUACAGGACGCGGAUCAAGAUCAUUUUACGCAGCACGAAGACCUCUCUCCAGAGCGAAGAACUGCGACUUCCAAGCUGUCAGAAACACUAACAGUCUGAUCCUUCUUGUUGGAACACAAAUCCAGGCGGAUAAGCUGUCACCUGUACCCAAAAAAGGAAAUCUAUUUACUCAAACAACGAAUAAAGGGGGAUUUUCGCGCUUGGAGGCGACACGGCCACGUGCAUGCAUGUGGCUUCUUCUCUUUUUUUGCACAUU